UCGCAGCGGAGCAUCUUCCCGCCGCCCGCCUCGCCUCUCCUCGCCCGCCGCAGCGCCGCUCGCCUCGCCAUGGCCGUGGAGAAGGAGAAGAAGACCUGCGGGCAGCUCAUGGGCGAGUGGAAGGAGUUCGUCUGGAACCCGCGCACGCACCAGUUCAUGGGCCGCACCGGCAGCAGCUGGGCUCUAAUUCUGCUUUUCUAUCUGGUGUUCUACGGGUUUCUCACUGCCCUCUUCACACUCACAAUGUGGGUGAUGCUGCAGACGGUGGAUCCAAACAUCCCCAAGUACCAGGACCGCCUUGCUAUCCCAGGCAUGAUGAUCCGCCCUAAAACAGAAGCUCUGGACAUCACCUACAAUGUGACCAACACGGAAUCCUGGGAGAACUACGUGAAGAUGCUGAACGGCUUUUUGGAAGCUUACAAUGAUUCCCGGCAAGUGGCCAACAAUGAGUUCUGCCCUCCGGGACGUUACUUUGUGCAGCCAGACAACGGGGUGAUGAAUUACCCCAAGCGGGCAUGCCAGUUCAACCGCACCAUGUUGGGCAGUUGCUCAGGCCUCGUUGACACCACCUAUGGCUACAGGGAAGGCCGCCCAUGCAUCCUUGUCAAAAUGAACCGGGUCAUCAACUUCUUUGCAGGAGCCAACAAGACCAUGAAUAUUAGCUGCGCAGCAAAGAAAGAGGAAGAUGCCUUGAAACUGGGAGAUAUCGAGAUGUUUCCAGCCAACGGGAAUAUCGACUUAAUGUACUUCCCUUACUAUGGGAAACGAGUCCAUGUAAACUACACACAGCCUGUUGUGGCGGUGAAAUUCCUUAACCUCACAGCCAACUUCGACCACAAUGUGGAAUGCAAAAUCAAUGCUGCCAACAUUGCCACAAACGACGACCGGGACAAGUUCGCAGGGCGUGUCUCUUUCAAGAUCCGGGUCGACAGGGAAUGAGCUUCUCUUGGCCCCUUCUCCACCCCCCACACACCCAACACCCUCAAAGGCUAACUUUUCUGUAGAGGCUCUGUCCGCUGCCUGGACAGUGCCUAGAAGGGUUGGUGCAUUGAUGCUGAAGCGAUGGUGGGGGUGAUGGUGGGGGUGUGGGGCUGGUGGCCAUUUCGACACUGCUGCUCAUCCGAGGGUCACUAACCUGUGCUACUAGACAAUCCCAGCUCCCUCACCCUAAAAGCUGAAGGCUUUGCUUCCCUCCAGCCACCCGUUCUCUGCCCUGGCCUCCUACCCUCUCCCAACAUCUGGAAUGCUACUCGGCUUGUUCUAACCACAUUACUCGCUUCCCCCCUUCCCACCCCACAUAAGGUUUGUGGGGGAGCUCAGAGGCUGUGACCCUUCCUUUGAACCCUUCCCAGAGAUUUCCUAAUAUAAUAAUAAAUGUAUAUAGUUAUUUUUUAUAUAUAUUAAAAAUUAAGGUACUGCUGAGUCCUCUGUAUUUUCCUGCUCUCUACACACACACACACACACACACACCCCUUUCCAAUCACUUCUGUCUCCUCUUUGCACAACCCCUCUCCCCAUCUUUUGUGCCCACUUAGUCUGUCCUAGAAACCUGUUAACUAGCUUCUGUUAUGGAGGUUUGGUGCAUGGAUGUGCUAGGUCAUGGGCUGUCGUCUUUUCCUACUGUUCACAAGGAAUAGCAGAUAUUUUGGCCCUGUUGAGCUAAUGGCUAGUUAGCCUUGCUGUCUGUUGGAAGCCAUUUUGUCUUCCCAAAAAACUUGGGGUUGUCCUAGCAGGCAAAAUACUGACGAUGGGGUUACAAGCAGCUUCCAUUCUGGUAGGUGAGAAGCAAAAUGGUUGCUGUCGAUGGGCUAAGUUAUCAAAGGGAAAAAGUGUCUAUUAUUAAUCUUGACUUGCUUACUGGAGAAUGGCAGCCAUUUUGUUAUUGGCGAGUUCUAUCAGCAAGGAUGUUGGAAUGCUCACCUUUAAUGGUGAACGAAGGGGUUUGACCCUACUGGCUGUGGAAUACAAGCUUGAAAUCAUAAAAUGGUGCCAUCAGACAUAAAGACCUAAAAUGUCUUCCACCGAUGACACCCUGGCUAGCUUGCCAUGUAUUUUUGAUUGUAGGCCACAUUUUGGAGAGGUGGCCAAAGGUUUCUCUGAGAGGUGGCCAUUUUGAUGUUCUCACAAAAGAUAAUGUCAUGGCAGCUUGCUGGUCUUAAUUCUUUAAACCCCUACAUCCCUCUUUUUCUAAUGAUCUACUGACUCUUCUUUUCAGUGUACAGUUAUUUUAAUUUGUUCUUAGAGUGACACUUUGCACUAAGGUAAUAUUAAAAAAAAUAAAACUACUGCCCACCAUAGCUGGGAGGGAAAUAUUGAUUAAACCCAGUAAUGGUCUCUUGAGCCACCAUAAUUAACUGGGUGGGGGGUGCUUCUGUAGAUCCUUUCCUGCCUGGUCUCUUCCCCCUUCAGUUAAUAUUUGAGCAAAAAAAUCAUUUUUGAAAGAAGGUAAAAUUUUGGCAACACAGUUUUUUUUCUUUUUAAUAAACUUUGUCCUCUAACUUCUAUGGCUGCAUCUUUGAGAAGUCAUUUUGUGCAUGAAUUGAAGGGAGAACUUAAUUCUUGGCUUUUUAACUUUUUUAUUUUUUGUUUUUAUUUGCAGAAUUAUUUAAUUGCCUGUAUCAGAUUUACUGUAAAAGAUGAGAAAUAAAAUUUUAAAAUCUG
Molecule: messenger RNA, 2661 nt
Organism: Eublepharis macularius
Lineage: Eukaryota; Metazoa; Chordata; Lepidosauria; Squamata; Eublepharidae
Gene: ATP1B2
Product: ATPase Na+/K+ transporting subunit beta 2
Exons: 7
Coding region: 70-939 (289 amino acids)
Biological process (GO): sodium ion export across plasma membrane; intracellular potassium ion homeostasis; potassium ion import across plasma membrane
Cellular component (GO): sodium:potassium-exchanging ATPase complex
Molecular function (GO): ATPase activator activity
Source: RefSeq, a predicted model, not a curated record